This is a messenger RNA of Ictalurus punctatus (channel catfish), 2948 nucleotides long. It is a transcript of the gene dcph1, whose product is annotated as acidic residue methyltransferase 1. NCBI's taxonomy places the organism in Eukaryota, Metazoa, Chordata, Actinopteri, Siluriformes, Ictaluridae. Gene Ontology annotation, molecular function: phosphatase activity. The transcript has 5 exons. The record is from RefSeq and is a predicted model, not a curated record. Gene Ontology annotation, biological process: DNA damage response. The coding region runs from base 246 to 1604 and encodes 452 amino acids. Gene Ontology annotation, cellular component: nucleus; cytoplasm.
GGCAGUGUUGUUUACGGCGUGAAGCAGAUCGUGCUCUGGUGAUUAAAAGCAAUUUGUAGUUUUUAAAAACGUUUUUAGGAGUUGUAUUACUUUGGUAGAAAUAUACAGAUGUUUCAAAACUAUAUGAGUAUUAUAUUUUAAUCAAUCUCAUGGAAAAUUUCAGAUUUUUUGUGAUUGUUAUUCAACCGAUUUAAGUAAAGUUGCGUAUUGGAAAUCACAACGUCUUCCUGUAAGCGUUAGCCAAGAUGGCGACAGAUCAAGUUUUUAUUCCUCCACCGUCGCUAUCAGCUAAAUUCGAAGGAUCUUUUGCGUAUCUGACGGUAAGAGACCGGCUGCCCACGAUCCUGACCAGAGUCAUCGAUACCAUUCAUCGAAACAAAAACAACUUCUUUGAGAAACAUGGGCAGGUGGGUGUGGAAGCAGAGAAAAGAGCCAUCUCCUUCCUCUCCAAGCUGAGGAACGAGCUGCAGACAGACAAACCCGUGCUGCCCCUGACCGAGUCUGGAGACGAUACAGAAGCGUGGAACCAGUACUUGCAGAGACAGCAGGACCUGAUGGAGGACGGGCAGCAGGUCAGCUGGUUCAAGUCACCCUGGCUCUAUGUGGAAUGCUACAUGUACAGGAGGAUUCAGGAGGCCUUGUGGCUCAGUCCUCCCAUCUGUGAUUUUGACGCCUUUAAGGAAGCAAAGACGCACAGCUUCUUCGAGUCCCAGCAAGCGAUCAUCUCGCUCUGUACGUACCUACGAGAGAUCCUCUCCACCACAGAUGCCACGAACAAGAAAUGGCUGCUGGAACAUUUCCUCAGGUUUCUACAGGUGUCCCUGUGGGGAAACCGGUGUGAUUUAUCCAUCUCGGCCGGCCUGGAGAACUCUCAGAAGACCAGCCCGAUGGAUUCUCUGUCUGAUCUGCAACACUUCGUCCUAGUGGACGAUUCGGAAAAGGUGUGGUCGGCGUUAACGUCGGGACGAGGUCCCGGAGGGACGGAGGAGACCGGCGUCCGAGUGGACGUCGUCCUAGACAACGCUGGCUUCGAGCUAGUCGCUGAUCUGGUGCUCGCAGAUUUUAUGGUGUCCGUCGGCUUGGCGAAGGAAGUGCGUUUCCACGGCAAGUCCAUCCCGUGGUUCGUCUCGGACGUCGGCGAGCGGGAUUUCGAUUGGACCGUGUCGCAAACCGCGGCGUCCAAUCACAAACACGUGUCGUCCUGCGGCGUCCAGUGGAAGCGCCACGUGAAGGACGGAGCGUGGUCGUAUCACGACCAUCGCUUCUGGACUCUACCGCACGAGUUCUGCGACAUGCCGGCGGACGCCGCGGAUCUCUACGCCACUCUACAGGGUUCGGAUUUGAUCCUGUUUAAAGGAGACCUGAACUACCGCCGGCUGACGGGAGACAGGACGUGGGAGCACACGGUGCCGUUCGAACGAGCACUCGGGGGCUUCCUGCCUGCUCCGUUGUGCAGCGUCAGGACUCUGAAGGCUAACGUGCAGGUCGGGUUAGAGCCGGGUCAGGCGGAGAAACUCGCCUCUAAGGACGCGGAGUGGAUGACCAGCGGCAAAUACGCAGUGAUUCAGUUCUGUGGUCCGGUUCAGCAGCAGCAGGGUUCUUAAAGGCGCCAAGAGGACGACCAUGCCAAAUAAUUUCUCUCUUAAUGUUGUGGUUUUUUUUGUUUAGUUUUUUCAAUCCUUAAUGCCAGAGUCUUAUCAGAUGGUCGACAGUUUUCUGAUAAAUGUCUUAAUAGUAGUGACUGGACUUACGUUUUUGUUGGAUUUAUUUUGAAAUAUUUGGCAGAGGAACGUCAAAAAUGCUUCCUUCAAGUAGAACGUUUGUCCAAGGAGAACGCCCACACCUAUUAGAUGUUCCGUUUAAGACGUGCGAAUGCAGACGACGUUACCUGACUAGAACACGGCGUGUUUAGGCUGCUUCGACGUGUUUACCAAUCAGAUCGCAAGUUGCAAGGCAAGACAGGGAAACCAUCAUGGAGGAAAACGUGACUUAAAAAUGUAAAAAAAAAAAGAAAAAACAUCCGUAAAUAAUAUCCGUGAUUUAGAAUUAGCGCGUCCCGAAUCGUAGCUAGCUCGAAACGAGCAUCCCGAAGGCCCCCGGAUAGUUUACCAUUUCCGCUUUUUUUUUUUUUUUUUUUUUUUCUUCAGCUAAUAUCGCACAUAAUACCUCCGUGCUCGAGGGGGGAGGAGUUUCGUGAAGUCUCAGUACUUGCUCGCUCUAUCGCUACACACUCGAAAGUAUCCGCUUUUUCUCCACGAGCGAAGUGCGUCGUGUGUCCGUAGGCGGAUCGAUAGCACGCAGGAACAAUCCAAAGCGUUCCUUUUACACGUAAAUGCUACGAGGUUGUUAUGGUUACGGUGUGUGUCGCAUGAGGCCCCCUAGCCGACGUUUAAAUAACUCCAGGUGUGAAUGCAGCCUUUCGGCAUCUCUUCGUUCAUCUCGGAGGUUUCCCGACGAGUCCCGUCACCUCGACUUACCACUGCGAGAUGUUUCUAGCCCGCAUGCCUGGCUGGAGUUUAUUUCGCGGUCAGUAUGCAUAUGCAUGUCGUCCAACAAAAAUAAGUGUCACGACGUUUGUGAUAUCCGCCCGAAACGAACCCGUGAACGAGCACGUGCUCUGUAUUUCUACGUCGCAGGGAAAACGAGUGAAGACGGGGAUUUAAUCGAUGCGGUUGAUCUAUGUGUAUACGCUACAUACAGCCUAGCUACUGCACGUCAAUUAUACAAAAGCUUUUCUUUUUUCUUUUUUUUGUCUUUUUUUUUUUUUAAUGAGUGACAUUCUUGUUUUUGAUGGAUGUUAAUUGAAAAGUGAGUUGUUCUUUGUGUUUAAAAGCACUGUAACGGAGCCACUCUCGCUUGGGAAAAGGACUGGAGGUACGAUGCGGUGAUGGAAUGGAGUAAGUCGAGCUGUUUAACAAACACGCACAUUAAAAUCCAAUGCUAUUUCA